ACUAUGGACGAUUCUCCACCACCACCUCCCCCAGAAAACAGUACUCCUCCCCCUCCCCCUCAAAGCCAUACUGGCUCUCCUACCGAUUUUCUGAAAGGAGUUGUAGGAAAGCGCGUCAUUGUCCGUUUGAAUUCCGGAGUAGAUUAUAGAGGCAUUCUUUCUUGUCUCGAUGGGUACAUGAAUAUUGCUUUGGAACAGACCGAGGAGCAUGUGAACGGAAGGGUGACGAACCGCUACGGGGAUGCCUUUAUCCGAGGGAAUAACGUGCUAUACAUAUCAGCUGCCGAACCAUUAUGAUACAACUUGCUGGCAUAUGUAACAUCCUGCAUCAUCUCAAAACAACUAGUUGGUCGGAGGUGUCUGAGGCCUGAUAUAUGAUACUUGAGUCCGUUGAUCUGUUGAGUCUCCG
This is a messenger RNA of Marasmius oreades (fairy-ring Marasmius), 409 nucleotides long. It is a transcript of the gene LSM6, whose product is annotated as U4/U6-U5 snRNP complex subunit lsm6. Gene Ontology annotation, cellular component: U6 snRNP; U4/U6 x U5 tri-snRNP complex; sno(s)RNA-containing ribonucleoprotein complex. The transcript has 3 exons. Gene Ontology annotation, biological process: maturation of SSU-rRNA; mRNA splicing, via spliceosome. NCBI's taxonomy places the organism in Eukaryota, Fungi, Basidiomycota, Agaricomycetes, Agaricales, Marasmiaceae. Gene Ontology annotation, molecular function: RNA binding. The record is from RefSeq and is a predicted model, not a curated record. Bases 4 to 297 code for a protein of 97 amino acids.